Molecule: messenger RNA, 1287 nt
Organism: Cavenderia fasciculata
Lineage: Eukaryota; Evosea; Eumycetozoa; Acytosteliales; Cavenderiaceae
Gene: sqrdl
Product: putative sulfide quinone reductase
Exons: 3
Coding region: 1-1287 (428 amino acids)
Molecular function (GO): FAD binding; sulfide:quinone oxidoreductase activity
Source: RefSeq, a predicted model, not a curated record
AUGGAAUUUGUUAAAUUACUUGUUACAUCAUUCACACCAUCACCACCUAAACAAGCAACAAAGAUAGUUAUUGCUGGUGGAGGUGCUGGUGGUCUAGCAACAGCCUCUCAACUACAAAGAAAGUUUGACAAGGAUGGUGAUAUUUUAAUCAUUGAACCAAGUGAAAAGCAUUACUAUCAACCAUUAUGGACAUUGGUAGGAGGAGGUUUAUUCAAAAAGGAGGAUAGCGUCAGAGAUGAAACUACACUUAUUCCAGAAGGUACAAAAUGGGAAAAGGAUUCUGUCAUUAAAUAUAUUCCAGAUGAAAAUUCAGUAUUAUUAAAGAGUGGAAAAAAGGUAUCAUAUGAUUAUUUGGUGGUUGCUACAGGUUUGACAAUCUAUUGGGACAAGAUAAAGGGAUUAAAAGAGACAUUGGGAAAGAAUGGAGUGACAAGUAACUACUCAUUCGACUCUGUCGAAAAGACAUACGACUUUAUCAAAAAUUUGAAGCAAGGUGUUGCCAUCUUUACAUUCCCAAGUACCGUCAUCAAAUGUGGAGGUGCACCACAAAAGAUUAUGUGGCUUGCCGAUGAUUAUUGGAGAACAGAAGGUGUACGUAACAACAUAUCGGUGCAAUUCAACACGGCUGGUGUAUCCAUGUUUGCCGUUAAAAAGUAUUCCGAUGCACUUGACGGUCUUUGCAAAGAUCGUAAUGUUCAACCAAACUUUAAACAUAAUUUGGUUGAAGUACGUGGUGACACCAAAGAAGCUGUAUUUGAGACUGCUGAAGGUCCAAAGGUUGUUAAAUUCGAUAUGUUACAUGUCACUCCUCCGAUGGGUCCAUCUGACGAGAUUAAGAGCUCGCCAUUGGCAGACCCAGCCACCGGGUUUGUCAGUGUCAACAAAGAGACACUGCAACAUGUCAAGUAUGAGAAUGUAUUCUCGCUUGGUGACUGCUCCAACAUUCCAACCUCCAAGACUGCCGCAGCUAUCACUAAACAAGCUCCAGUCCUCGUAGCCAACCUCAUCAGCCACAAGAAUGGCCAGCCACUCGCCGCCAAGUACGAUGGAUACACGAGUUGCCCCAUUACAACCAGUCGCAACAAAGUCAUAUUGGCCGAGUUUGUCUACGGCAACAUUCCCAAGGAGAGUCUUCCAUGGGACCAAUCCAAAGAGAGUUACUUUGCCAUGGGUCUCAAAAAGUACCUCUUCCCAACUGCCUACUGGUCCGGUCUACUCAAUGGUCGUUGGUUUGGUCCAAAUCUUUUCUUUAAUCCAGUUUCAGUACCAGAUGUAAAAAAGAAUUAA